Stylophora pistillata is the source of this 921-nucleotide messenger RNA. RefSeq lists its product as uncharacterized. The record is from RefSeq and is a predicted model, not a curated record. Gene Ontology annotation, molecular function: protein binding. NCBI's taxonomy places the organism in Eukaryota, Metazoa, Cnidaria, Anthozoa, Scleractinia, Pocilloporidae.
AUGGAAGGUUUGGCCAGUUGUUUUGAUCUUUGUGAGAAUGAAGAUGCUGGAAAGAAUGAACCUUCAAGAUGGGACAUGUCAUAUAUGGAACCAAAUAAGACUGAUGGAGGUGUGGAGAAAGAUGUCUUGGACUCGGAGCAAGACUUAAGCCAGGAACAGGGGCUCUUUUCUGAGAAAGGGAACUUGGAUAUUCACUUAUCAUCACCAGAUGAUUCCUCCGUUCAGAGUCUUGGUCCUGAAGUGGAGAAUAACAAGAGCCAGUUGAUUGGUGAAACUUCCAUAAUUGAAGCAGCUGAGAGUGAUUCCACUGACACUGUUCUACUGCUUACAGAGAAAGGAGCUGAUGUCAACCAAAGAGAGAUAGUGAUUGAUGAGAAGAUUCCACUCACUGCAGCUACAGAGAAUGGUCACAAGGAUAUUGUUAGGUUGCCUAAAGAGAACGGAGCUGAUGUCAACAAAGGAAGAAGGAUUUAUGAGAAGAUUCCACUCACUGCAGCUGCAAAGAAUGGUCACACGGAUAUUGUUAGGUGGCUUAUAGAGAACGGAGCUGAUGUCAACAAAGGAGGAGGGAAUUGGAAGAACACUCCACUCACUGCAGCUGCAGGGAAUGGUCACACGGAUAUUAUUAGGUUGCUUAUAGAGAACGGAGCUGAUGUCAACAAAGAAGGAGGAGGGAACACUCCACUCACUGCAGCUGCAGAGAAUGGUCACAUGGAUAUUGUUAGGUGGCUUAUAGAGAAAGGAGCUGAUGUCAGCAAAGGAGGAUGGUUGUUCAUCAAAAUCAAGACGCUUGUAGAUAGAAGAAAGUUCGAAGCGGAUGCCAGGGAUACUAAACUAUCACUUGAAAGACAUGUAGAUGUACAGGUAUGUUAGAAACUUAAAAAGUUAUUUUUCUGAAAACGUUUUCAUUUAAAAAAUUUA